Messenger RNA from Spea bombifrons (plains spadefoot toad), 2810 nucleotides. RefSeq names its product ESF1 nucleolar pre-rRNA processing protein homolog (gene ESF1). Lineage: Eukaryota; Metazoa; Chordata; Amphibia; Anura; Pelobatidae. The record is from RefSeq and is a predicted model, not a curated record. Gene Ontology annotation, biological process: rRNA processing. Gene Ontology annotation, molecular function: RNA binding. Bases 138 to 2597 code for a protein of 819 amino acids. The transcript has 14 exons. Gene Ontology annotation, cellular component: nucleus.
AAGGUGAUUGACGCGCAGGGCACUGUGGGAAUGGAACACAUGGAGUGAGGCUACUCGCAAGGAAAGAGGGGAGGCUGUGCUGGUUAUACGGUAAUUUUCCUAUUUUUCUGUUUGCGUGUCUUCUUUAGAACUUAAAGAUGGCAUCCAAAAAAGAUACGGCGUUGGAUACGCGUUUUAGCCGUGUAACAAAAGACCCUAGAUUCUGGGAAAUGCCCGAAAAAGACAAGAAGAUUAAAAUUGAUAAGCGUUUCCAAUCUAUGUUUCACGACAAAAAAUUCAACCUGAAAUACACUGUGGAUAAACGGGGCAGACCAAUGAAUCAUAGUACCAAAGAAGAUCUGAAAAGGUUUUAUGAUCUAUCAGACACCGAUGAGGAUGAAGUUGGAGAUGAAGAAACAUCUGUAGGGUCCAAAAAGGGGAAAGGAGCAAUUAAAGCUAAAGAAAAGAAGAAACGGGAAUCUAAACCUAAAGACAAAAGUGACAAGAAUAAGCUUGAAGAGACUGAAGAAGGCAAGGAAGAUAAUGACAGCCAAAAAUUAAAAGGGAAAGAUGGAAAACUAACUAAGGGAAGUGUGAAGGAAAAGGCUGAACAUACAAUUUCUUCCUCUACAAAUAAAAAAUCUGAAAAACAAGGGGUUAAAAUUCCAGUGCAACAGGAAUCCGAGGAUGAGGAGUCAGCAGGUCUCGAGGAUGACAGCGAUGAGGAGAGUGAUGAAGACAGUGAUGUUUCUGAAGGAAAUGAUCUAGAAAUUGAUGAGGAUUUGGGUAGUGAAGAGGAAAGUGAAUCAGAAGAUGACGUUUCAGAGGACGGGAAAGAUGAUGAUGAUGAUGAUGAAGAAGAAGAAGAAGAAGAACAACGUUCUGGAGAUGAGAAUGAAGAAGAAAGUGAUAGUGGCCCCGAUUUGGCUAGGGGUAAAGGGAACAUUGAAACAAGCUCUGAGGAUGAAGAUGAUGACGAUGAUGCAGAGGAUGCCCAAGAAAAAGACCUUGAGAUUGAGCAUGCAUGGAGAGAGUUGGACAAAGAUGCACCUCGUGGAGACGAGGUUACCAAUCGUUUAGCCGUUUGUAACAUGGACUGGGAUAGAUUGAAGGCCAAGGAUCUGCUCGCCCUCUUUAAUUCUUUUAAACCGAAAGGAGGUAUCGUGUUCUCCGUGAAGAUCUACCCUUCAGAAUAUGGCAAGGAGAAGCUGAAGGCCGAGGAGCUUCAUGGUCCUCUGGAACUAAAGAACCUUUCAGAAGAUGUUACAGAUGAACAAGGCGUUUAUAAAGAAAAACUGCGUGAAUACCAGUUUCAACGGCUGAAGUACUUCUACGCGGUUAUUGAAUGUGACUCUCCGGAGACCGCCAAUAAAAUCUACGAAGAGUGUGAUGGGCUCGAGUUUGAAAGUAGCUGUUCCUUUGUGGAUCUCAGGUUUAUACCCGAUGAUGUGCAAUUUAAUGAUGAACCAAAAGAUUCUGCUGUAGAUGUGGAUCUGGCUUCUUACAAACCUAAAUUGUUUACGUCGACAGCCCUGUCAACAUCUAAAAAGGUGGAACUUACCUGGGAUGAGACGGACCACGAGAGAAUCACAACUCUGAACCGACCGUUUAAGAAAAACGAGAUUCUUGAUCUGGAUUUCCAGGCCUACCUGGCUUCCUCCAGCGAAGAAGAAGAGGAUGAGGAGGAAUGUGCUCCAGACACUGAGGCUCCCGCAGGGAACGAGGACACAAAAUCUAAGAAAAGUAUAAAGGAUGACGAAGAACAGAUUGCUCGUUACAGGGAGCUCCUCAAAGGCAUCCAAGAGAAAGACAAGAAGAGGGACAAUGAGAUGGAAAUGGAAGUAAAGUGGGUCCCAGGUCUUAAAGAAAACGCUGAGAAAAUGAUCAAGGACAAGUUAGAGGGUAAGGACAAGCUAACGCCGUGGGAGAGGUACCUUCAGAAACAGAAAGACAAAAGGAAAAUGAAGAAGAGGAAAAAGGGUAAUACAGAAGAAGAGGAGGAGUCGAAUGAAGAGGAGGAAGUUCCUUCUGAUGUUGACUUUAACGAUCCAUACUUUUCUGAAGAGCUCAAGAAGCCAGGUCUGAAGAAUAAAUCUACAUCUGGUAAGAAAGAAGGAGAGCAGUCGUCUUCAGAAGAUGAGGCUGAGAACGAGAAACAGCAGGCUGAAAUGGCUCUGCUUAUGAUGGACGACGUGGAAGAUGAUCGCAAGCAUUUCAACUAUGAUAAGAUUGUGGAGCACCAAAACCUGACUAAAAAGAAGAAGAAACAACUGAAGAAAAAGGAGCAAUUAUUGGAGGAUGAUUUCCAAAUUGAUGUUGAAGACACAAGGUUCCAAGCUCUGUAUACAUCUCACCUGUACAAUGUAGAUCCUUCAGAUCCCGGUUUUAAGAAAACCAAAGCCAUGGAGAGAGUUAUUGAAGAAAAAGCUAGAAGACGAGAACAAAAACCAUCAAGCCAUGCAGCGGCGGUAAAGGAACAGGAAACCAAACUGGAGAACGUUCAGCAGAAAGGGACGUCUGCUGUGAAAACCACAGACCCAGCUCUGUCCAUGCUCCUGAAAUCCGUCAAGAACAAAACUCAGCAGUUUCAAGCUUCAAAAAAGCAAAAAACAAAAUAGCUGCUUUACAUCUCUGUGCUAAUCAUGGCAGCACAUUUUGCUCCUCUCUUGUCCUCAAUCUUGUAAAGCAUCGGUUUUAUGCUGUGGAUAUUCCAUGAGCUCCAGUCCCGAUGCACCAAAUCUGAUGAACAGCACAUACAUGAAUUUUGUAUAUAUAACUAUACAAAAAAUAAAAUAUUUGACAUUUUUAACAAGAUGCUCUUGUAGAUGAAA